AUGGUGCUUCCAAGAGGAACCUUUUCUUGCAUGGUGCUGCAACGGGACAUUCUGAAGAUCCAGAUCUUGGAGCACCUAAUCAACCAGUUGAGGAAGAGGAACGAAGGUACUCAGCCUCCUGGGGCAAGUGGGAGCGACACACUGAAUGAACCAACUCCAAUGGAGCAGGAUCAAGAAGAAGUUAAGCUACGUAAAAGUGAGCGUGGUAGAAUCUCUCGUCGUCGAUUUGAGAUUGAGGGAGAUCCGGGGAAUCUUAUUCUGUCACCCAAAACGACCACUCCUUCUGUUCUUGAGUUUUGGGAAUUUCCUUCCAUUGGCCGGUUCAAAUUCAAUACGGAUGGUGCUUCCAAGAGGAACCUUUUCUUGCAUGGUGCUGCAACGGGACAUUCUGGUAAGUCGGGUGCUGGUGGCCUUUUUCGAGACUGUUCAGGAACAUGGAUCUAUGGGUAUACAUGCAAAAUAGCUUUCUCUACGAGCCUACAAGCUUCACUUUGGUUUAGCUUCCAACUAAGGCUAAGGGAGUUGUUUCCAUGGGAUUGAGUGAACGAGCUCAUAGCCCUCCACCCGUACCGCAAAAGCGCUAAUUUAUAUAAAAAAGACCGGGAAAACGUGAAUCUAUCCCGAACAUUUCCUAAAAUACUGGAUAAACUGACUCAGAUCGGUCUCCCUCAAUCGAGAGGCUCGCUUGCUUCACUUCAACUUCAUAGAAGAGGGAAGGAGCUAUGCAGAGGGGUGAUUCCGGUGGAGAUGGAAUGAAUGCAUUGACAAUUCCGUCUGAUCUGUCUUAUUCGUAUAUCUUAUUAUGGGUUAUUUGCCUUAACAGAAUCAUUAGAAGGCUUUGGGCGGGGAAACCCAACUGCAAGACCAGAGGCUACUGAAAGGAAGAUACUAUCUCUUCUUGAGCUUCUGAUUGACAUACCGAUAUUGAUUCAAUAAAAGUCCUUAGCUCAGGUGAGACCUAAUCCUAUGUUUACUUUUCAUUCAAAUCAGCUUCCUGAUGACUAAAGAAGACUUUUUUUAUCCUAGCGGUUGUUGGUCCAACGACUCUACUUCUUUCUUUUUAAAUAUCGUAAGAGAAGAAGGUUGACAAGAAGAAUAAUUAGUCUCCUGUGAUUGUAGUUCAAUCGGUCGUUUGUCUCUAGAAGAAAGAAGCCUACUUGUAGAAGAGAAGAAGCGGGGUAGAGGAAUUGGUCAACUCAUCAGGCUCAUGACCUGAAGAUUACAGGUUUGAAUCCUGUCCCCGCAUAAAGAACAAAAAAAUAAUAGAAAAAGAAAAAAUGGGAUUUGAAGAGUCAAAGUAAAAUAAAUGAUCAUUCGGUGGGGACUGCUCCGCCGACAUUGGAACGAGGCCAACCGCUGCUUAUCACAACCUCUGGUGCCUGUGGAGGUUUGACCUUGGCGCCGAUGAGGAUUAACUAUGUGAGGAUUAAGGUGUCGGACGUCAUCCGCAACGUAAAGAUCGUGGUGCACAGUGUGUACUUGCCAUUUCCACAUAUUAAUCCUGUGGCUGCGGCUUACGACAGUAUCCUAGGAGGCUCAGAAGUCUCAGGAGGAGAUCAGACAAUGGAAGAAAGGAUUUCGAUCUUCGAUCUUCGUUACCAUUCCAAAGUUAAUUAUUUAGCUUUCGAUUAAGUGAGUGUUUGUUUGCUCAAACUCAGACUAAAAUGCGACUAUAUGCCUUCCCGGUAGAAAAUGACCUCUGUGGCGGGAUUUACUAGGUCAAAUUCAA
Camelina sativa (false flax) is the source of this 1729-nucleotide messenger RNA. The record is from RefSeq and is a predicted model, not a curated record. NCBI's taxonomy places the organism in Eukaryota, Viridiplantae, Streptophyta, Magnoliopsida, Brassicales, Brassicaceae.